UACAUAAAACGGGUGCCAAACGGCGGCUAAUUAACCCAAAAGAAAAUCUCUGCCUUCAAAAUUUCAAAAUUUCUCAAAAUCGCCGCAUAGAAAAUCGAUAGAUUUCCUGCAAUUUAACAUGGAUAAUUCGAAAGUUCAAGAGAUAUUGGAGAAGCAAUUAUUGACUGUGGCGAAGGCUGUGGAAGACAAGAUAGAUGACGAGAUCUCGGCUAUAGAUCGGCUAGAUCCUGACGAUAUGGAGGCGUUAAGGGAGCGACGAUUGCAACAGAUGAAAAAAAUGGCGGAGAAACGGAGAAGCUGGACAGCCCUUGGCCACGGCGAGUACUCAGAGAUUCCAAACGAAAAAGAAUUUUUCUCUGUUGUCAAAUCCAGUGAACGCGUAGUGUGCCAUUUUUACCGUGAAAAUUGGCCUUGCAAGGUCAUGGACAAGCAUCUGAGUAUAUUGGCUAAGCAACAUAUUGAGACGCGCUUUGUGAAAAUCAAUGCUGAGAAAAGUCUUUACUUGGCUGAGAAGCUCAAAAUUGUCGUUCUUCCUACUCUUGCCCUCAUAAAAAAUGCUAAAGUGGACGAUUAUGUGGUUGGAUUUGACGAGCUUGGAGGAAAAGAUGAUUUCAGCACUGAGGAACUCGAGGAGAGGUUAGCAAAAUCCCAGGUUAUUGUUUACGAGGGUGAAUCGUCCCUCCAUGCGUCCAAAUCUAAAGGCAAAACCAAGAGUGUCCGUCAAAGCUCAUACUCAUCAGACUCUGAAUAGAUGUAAAGUAACGUUAAUUUUGAGUCAUGUUGUGAAAGUAUUUGGCAAUAUUUUCUAUGAGACCUAUUUCUAUUUUAUAGGUAACUUACAUCGAAAAUACAAACUUUC
Messenger RNA from Olea europaea var. sylvestris, 859 nucleotides. RefSeq names its product thioredoxin domain-containing protein 9 homolog. The record is from RefSeq and is a predicted model, not a curated record. Lineage: Eukaryota; Viridiplantae; Streptophyta; Magnoliopsida; Lamiales; Oleaceae. The transcript is spliced from 4 exons. The coding region runs from base 119 to 751 and encodes 210 amino acids. Gene Ontology annotation, cellular component: cytoplasm. Gene Ontology annotation, biological process: microtubule cytoskeleton organization.